This is a messenger RNA of Ylistrum balloti, 2593 nucleotides long. Its product is annotated as monocarboxylate transporter 9-like. Gene Ontology annotation, molecular function: monocarboxylic acid transmembrane transporter activity. NCBI's taxonomy places the organism in Eukaryota, Metazoa, Mollusca, Bivalvia, Pectinida, Pectinidae. The transcript is spliced from 6 exons. Gene Ontology annotation, biological process: monocarboxylic acid transport; transmembrane transport. The record is from RefSeq and is a predicted model, not a curated record. Bases 265 to 1968 code for a protein of 567 amino acids.
AAUUGUGGCUUGUUACUGACAUCCUCGGUUUUACGUAGUAAGGUUUCUACAGUACCCGACGUCGUGCAUGUGUGUACACUCGCCUGGUUACCCCACAUACACAUUGUGACCGAUCUACAGCCUGGCAAGGCACGUUAUCUUUCAUAUUUCAAAGGUCAAGGGCUUCGAUCCAUUGGCGAGCUACGUCACGUAGGAUGGAAAUCAAUCCGGUGAUAGGCACACUGAAAGGAGGAUGACACAGUGUUCGCAACAGACACAACAACAAUGGAAAAUGAGAGAGAAAAAUCACUUCCGGUAGACCGAGGAUGGGCAUGGGCAGUGCUUGGGGGUGCAGUAUCCGUUUACUUCUUCUAUGCCGGAGUAUUAAAGUCCUUUGGUAUCCUGUUUGUUGAAUUUGUUGACAAGUAUCAGGAAUCUGCAGCAGUUACUGCCCUUGUUUCUGGUCUGGAGUCAGCAUGUUUUACCAUAGCUGCCCUGUUAUCCUUGACUGUUGGCCUGAAUUACGCGAAUUGUCGGACGAUUGUCAUAUGUGGUGGUUUGUUCCUGGGAACAGGCUUUAUACUCAGCAGCUUUGCGCAAGAUGUCUACUUUCUGUUGGUGUCCUACAGUGUUGUGUUCGGGCUAGGACAUGGGAUGGUCACGGGCCCUGUUUUAUGCCUGUUAGGGGAAUACUUCGAAACAAAGCGAGGGAUUGCAAACGGGGCCGCAAUGUCAGCUUGUAGCGUGGGUGGGCUGUUAUUUGCUCCUCUGUGCCGAGCUCUGCUCGACGAGUACGGACUCCAGGGAACUCUUCUUAUUUUUGGCGGACUAGUGUUCAACUGUGUAGUAGGAGGUGCACUGAUGCGUCCAAUAGAGUUUUUCUCUCUUGAAAAAAGACGAGCAAAACUGAAAGCAAGCAAAAGCCUUCAGAAAAGGGAAAGAAGAAAAACACAAGAAUCUGGAGAAACAAAUGGCAAUAUAUCGAAAAGUUUACCUACAUUAGAUACAGAGGAACCAUUCAGAGCCAGAUCGCCAACGACGGAUUCAACAUUUUCACCAUUAGCACGAAGGGCUAUGCUAAAGAGAAUGCGAUCAAGGACCGAAUCCGAAGUUGCUGCUCAGGAACCAAUGCUACCGCAAUUGCCACAAUCAACAACCCCACAAUCAAAAUUGGUUCAUGAACCACCUAGAAUGGGAGUAGGGCGAUACUUUAGCAAUGAAAGUCUUAUUAAUGUAGCUGUUGCAUCGUCUGCUGGCUUCAAGACAUCACGUGAAAGUGUGAGAUCUCGGAGAUCUGAGACCUUUGAGAGUACGGAGGUCAGUGCUAUUCAAAUGAAAAAACAAAAGACAGCUUGUCAAGGUGUUUUUAAUUGUAAAAUAUUUUGUAAUUUAGCAUUUGUUCUUUUUGCACCUGGUUACUGGCUUGGUAGCAUAGCCGGUUCACUGCCAGUGUUAUAUCUGCCUGCACAUGCUGGGGAAAUAGGGAUACACGGACAGAGUGCAGCUCUUCUUCUAUCCAUAACAGGGGCCUGUGACGCAAUGGGUCGACUCUUGGCAGGGGUUGUCUCGGAUCAAUUCCAUAUAAAUCCACGAUAUCUGCUUAUUUUGGCCUGUGUGAUUAACGGACUUAUGCAGCAAUUUUCCGUACUUUUUACUACAUACUGGCAUUUUGUGAUAUAUGCAGUUGUGUAUGGUAUAUUCUCGGGAUUUCUGUACUCUUUGUACGCCGUAAUUGUGUUACAAAUGGUUGGUAAUGAGGAUUUCCGAAGCACAAUAACAGUUCUCAUGAUUGGACAAGGCAUAGCAUUUAGUAUAUCCAAUCCAUCAAUCGGUGCACUCAAGGACAGCUACGGUUCCUACGACGCGUCAUUGCAUUAUACAGGCGCAUGCGCAUUGAUGGCAUCUAUUUUAUUCAGCAUGGAAACAUUAAUAUACAAAUUGAAAUCAAGUAAAGAGAAAGAAACAGAUAUAGAAUUGUCUCCUGGAUAGGGAAGUCAAUGUUAUCGACAAGAUUCCUAAAAACAUCCAAUGGAGUUUAAAUACGUAUGAAGGGAUAGGGCAGAACUGAUUUAUUAACAAAAGUAUGGUUAGAUAUUUCAGCAUUCAAUUCUAUCGUACUCUUUGAAUUGAAUAAAAUAAUUCUUCUGUUGAAGAAUUGAGAUUGUGAUCCUAAUAUAAAAAACCUUAUAUAGACAUUUAUGUAUCAUUAUCAUCCUCACUGCCCUCUACUUUAACACUAAAGAACAACAUACAAGAGACUAGAGUAUAACGCAAAUGGGUCAAUCGAAACAAAAUUCCACGCUUCUGCAUUAAAAAAAACGUCUCCAACGGCCUACUUGUAUAUUUGUAAUAUGUUAUACACUGCUUUUGUCAGAGAUCGUGAAUUCUGAAGUACUGUGAUAAGCAGCGUCGUAUAUCUUUUAUUUGUUUUACUGAUAACGGUUAUGAUAACAUCUUCCUUUUAACAAUAAACUAAUUUGAAACUCAAUGAUAGAGCCAUAUUGAUGAUACCAAAACCAUACUACUGAGAAAUACGAUAAAACAUGCAUUUUUUUUUUUGAAAAAAGAGUAUUUAUUUAUACGUUUAUCUUAAUAAAAUAAGAAAUGAAAUACA